GUGACUGGAGUAACAUGGCGGCUGCCCAGUGAACGCUGCCGGUUCCGGGCGGGAGCUAGUCGCGUGAGCCGUUAGGCGGCUGAGGUCAGGGGUGAAAAAGCGGGAUCCAGGCCCGGAUUCUGAGACCGUGCGCGGGCGGCAGCGGAGCGAGGCAGGUGGGCCCAGGGUGGCGUGGCCCAUGAGCCGGCGCCGGGGGCAGCGCGGAGCCGCAGACUUGCCUGGCCCUGGCGCGGUCCCUGCUGCCGGGGGCUGAGGAGUCGCCGCGAGGCUCCGGGGCGUACCCCGAGCUGCCACGAUGAACCCCGAGAAGGACUUCGCGCCGCUCACUCCCAAUAUCGUGCGUGCCCUCAAUGACAAACUCUACGAGAAACGGAAGGUGGCAGCGCUGGAGAUCGAGAAGCUGGUUCGGGAAUUCGUGGCCCAGAACAACACCGUGCAAAUCAAGCAUGUGAUCCAGACCCUAUCUCAGGAGUUUGCUCUGUCCCAGCACCCCCACAGCCGGAAAGGGGGCCUCAUCGGCCUGGCCGCCUGCUCUAUCGCCCUGGGCAAGGACUCUGGGCUCUACCUGAAGGAGCUGAUUGAGCCUGUGCUGACCUGCUUCAAUGAUGCAGACAGCAGGCUACGCUACUAUGCCUGCGAGGCCCUCUACAACAUCGUCAAGGUGGCCCGGGGUGCUGUGCUGCCCCACUUCAAUGUUCUUUUUGACGGACUGAGUAAGCUAGCUGCUGACCCAGACCCCAAUGUGAAAAGUGGAUCUGAGCUCCUGGAUCGUCUUUUAAAGGAUAUUGUGACUGAGAGUAACAAGUUUGACCUGGUGGGCUUCAUCCCCUUGUUAAGGGAAAGGAUUUACUCCAACAACCAGUAUGCCCGGCAGUUCAUCAUCUCCUGGAUCCUGGUUCUGGAGUCUGUGCCAGACAUCAACCUGCUGGAUUACCUGCCAGAGAUCCUGGAUGGACUCUUUCAGAUCCUGGGUGACAAUGGCAAAGAGAUUCGGAAAAUGUGUGAGGUAGUUCUUGGAGAAUUCCUGAAGGAAAUUAAGAAGAACCCCUCCAGUGUUAAGUUUGCUGAAAUGGCCAACAUCCUGGUGAUCCACUGCCAGACCACAGACGACCUGAUCCAGCUGACGGCCAUGUGCUGGAUGCGGGAGUUCAUCCAGCUAGCUGGCCGAGUCAUGCUGCCCUACUCUUCGGGGAUCCUGACGGCUGUCCUGCCCUGCCUGGCCUAUGAUGACCGCAAGAAAAGCAUCAAGGAGGUGGCCAACGUGUGCAACCAGAGUCUGAUGAAGCUGGUCACCACGGAGGACGAUGAGCCAGAUGAGCCAAAGACAACAGUUCAGAGACAGGCUGAACUCAACCCUGAGGACUCCCUGGCAAAGCAGGAAGGCACAGCUCGUGGAGGUCCAGAUGGCUCUUGUGACUCUAGCUUCGGGAGUGGCAUCAAUGUCUUCACCCCAGCCAGCACUGACAGGGCCCCAGUGACCCUGCACCUCGAUGGGAUCGUGCAGGUCCUCAACUGCCACCUCAAAGACACAGCCAUUGGAAUGAUGACCAGGAUUGCUGUUCUGAAGUGGCUGUACCACCUCUACAUCAAGACUCCCCGCAAAAUGUUCCGGCACACAGACAGCCUCUUCCCCAUCCUACUCCAGACGUUAUCAGAUGAAUCCGACGAGGUUGUCCUGAAAGAUCUGGAGGUGCUGGCAGAAAUUGCUUCCUCCCCCGCAGGCCAGACCGAUGACAUAGGCCCACCUGAUGGUCCUGAUCUCCGCAUCAGCCACUCAGAGCUUCUGGUGCCCACCUCUGGCAGAACCAGCAUGCUGAAUCCUCCCAGUACCAAAGGCUUAGAAUGCUCUCCUUCCACUCCCACCAUGAACUCCUACUUCUAUAAGUUCAUGAUCAACCUUCUGCAGCGGUUCAGCAGUGAACGGAAGCUCCUGGAGGUCAGAGGCCCUUUCAUCAUCAGGCAGCUCUGUCUCCUACUAAACGCAGAGAACAUCUUCCAUUCCAUGGCCGACAUCCUGCUCCAGGAGGAGGACCUCAAGUUUGCCUCCACUAUGGUGCACACCCUCAACACCAUCCUGCUCACCUCUGCCGAGCUCUUCCAACUGAGGAACCAGCUCAAGGACCUGAAGACUCUGGAGAGCCAGAACCUGUUCUGCUGCCUGUACCGCUCCUGGUGCCACAACCCCGUCACCACGGUGUCCCUCUGCUUCCUCACCCAGAACUACCGGCACGCCUAUGACCUCAUUCAGAAGUUUGGGGACCUGGAGGUCACCGUGGACUUCCUCACGGAGGUGGACAAGCUGGUACAGCUGAUCGAGUGCCCCAUCUUCACAUAUCUGCGCCUGCAGCUGCUGGAUGUGAAGAACAACCCAUACCUGAUCAAGGCGCUGUACGGCCUGCUCAUGCUGCUGCCCCAGAGCAGCGCCUUCCAGCUGCUAUCCCACCGGCUCCAGUGUGUGCCUAACCCUGAGCUGCUGCAGACCGAAGAUAGUCUGAAGGCUGCCCCCAAGUCCCAGAAAGGUGACUCUGCCAGCAUCGACUACGCAGAGCUGCUGCGGCACUUUGAGAAGGUCCAGAACCAGCACCUAGAAGUGAGGCACCAGCGCAGCGGGCGCGGGGACCACCUGGACCGCAAGGUGGUCCUCUGACACACCUGGCAUGGAGAAAGGCCCCCGAAGCACUCAGGGUCUUCAGGUCACCUCCCCGAGGAUCUGCCUCUCAGGGGCAGUGCUGGUCUGACCACCAGAGCAGGGAGGGGGACGGAGGCCGCUCUGUCCACACAGCACCUCUCAGCCCAGCCCUGGGCCCCCCCAGCACGGUCCGCUGCGCCCUGGCUUCAGACAGCUGGCUCCCCACCAGGGAGGCACCACAGCCUCAGAAGCCGACCCUCUUCUGGAACCAGUCUCUAAUUCUCCCCUGUGAGAAGAGCAUCACCUCAGCCCCCAGAGCUCUGGCCUGGUGUAUGUAUACAUGUGUGUAUGUGUGCGUGUGUGCAUCUGCGUGUGUAUAUGCCUGUGUGCACACUGGGACCAGCACAAAGAUCUCUACUGAAUGACGCCCCCCUCAAUAAAGAAAUGACAAACCUUAA
Messenger RNA from Dipodomys ordii (Ord's kangaroo rat), 3087 nucleotides. RefSeq names its product Vac14 homolog (S. cerevisiae) (gene Vac14). The record is from RefSeq and is a predicted model, not a curated record. The transcript is spliced from 19 exons. The coding region runs from base 296 to 2647 and encodes 783 amino acids. NCBI's taxonomy places the organism in Eukaryota, Metazoa, Chordata, Mammalia, Rodentia, Heteromyidae. Gene Ontology annotation, cellular component: PAS complex; endosome membrane. Gene Ontology annotation, biological process: phosphatidylinositol biosynthetic process; positive regulation of kinase activity.